This is a messenger RNA of Trypanosoma cruzi, 669 nucleotides long. Its product is annotated as mucin TcMUCII, putative. NCBI's taxonomy places the organism in Eukaryota, Euglenozoa, Kinetoplastea, Trypanosomatida, Trypanosomatidae. The transcript has a single exon. Bases 1 to 669 code for a protein of 222 amino acids. The record is from RefSeq and is a predicted model, not a curated record.
AUGAUGAUGAUGUGCCGUCUGCUGUGCGCCCUGUUGGUGCUCUCCCUGUGCUGCCGCCCGUACGUGUGUGCGGUAGGCACUGUCCCGACUGAACCUCAAACUGAGGGAAACGACGCCGGCCUGCCGUCCACUACAUCUGGGACUAAGCCUAAUUCUCAGGAUUCCGCCGAAGCAAGUCCAUUGCUCUCUUCAGAAACAAAAACUAGUCUGGAUCCGAAAGCUGACGUUGAUGCGAAGGGGAAGGACACCAGUCCGCCGUCCGCUACAGCGGAUGGAGCACUUCGGAGCACCGUUGAGUCAGGGUCGUUAGGCCAGGAGUCCAGUACGGCGCAGGAAAACGCCGCCAGUUCAUUGCCCCCUGCACCACCCACUGGGCCUAGCAAGAAAACUGAGACGGAUCCGCCGGACGAAAAUAAUUCUAAAAAUACCAUGACGCUUGAGGAUCCUUCCAAGACGACCACCACGACCACUACAACAAAAGCACCAACCACGACCACCACCACUGCGCCAGAGGCACCAAGUGCUACGACUACAGAGGCGCCAACCACGACGACCACCCGCGCACCGUCACGUCUUCGCGAAGUUCACGGCAGCCUCAGCAGCUCUGCGUGGGUGUGUGCUCCGCUGCUGCUCGCCGCAUCCGCGCUGGCGUACACCACUCUGGGCUGA